Molecule: messenger RNA, 678 nt
Organism: Xylaria bambusicola
Lineage: Eukaryota; Fungi; Ascomycota; Sordariomycetes; Xylariales; Xylariaceae
Exons: 3
Coding region: 1-678 (225 amino acids)
Source: RefSeq, a predicted model, not a curated record
AUGACAGCACCGGAAGCCUCACAGAGGGUGGCCGACAUCCAGCGGCGAGCGGCUGAAGACCCUGAGGUUGCAUUUAAAGCUUUUGACACAUACCCUUGGCAGGCUGAUCUACUAUUUAAUCGCAAGUUGACGGCUGCUCUAUAUGCCGUGGAGCCAGAGGCCUCACAGCUGGCCGAGAUCGCACUUCAGACUCGUAUCGAGAGAUUCGCGGAGCGUAUAAAGGUCCAAAUAGAGAAAGACGCAUAUAAACAGUGGCUUUCCAAGUCAGGAAAUCUGCAGCCUCGGAUUUUCUCAAAUCAAACCCUAGCACAAGAAGCGGAAGGAAACGUACCGCCAGAGCAAAGAAGACUCGCUAUCCUUCAUGCCGAACUCGGAUAUCCUCCAUACCCAGAGGCGGUAGAUCCCUCGGUCCCUAGCUGGCAGCGUCAAGCGCCCAAGACCGAAUUAUUCGUCCCAAGGACCGCGCUGCCUUCCGAUCCGAGCGGGGAGGCGACGCCAUACCCUAAGAAAUUCGAGGAGAUCGUCAAGUUCCUACAGACGGGGCAGGCAGUUCCGGGCAUCCGCGAGAUCCCAGACACUGUCAUCGAAGAUCCAUCAAUUUCAACUCACGGCGCUAUGCAGGCGCCGUUGAAACCGUGGGAAAGGAAAAAUGCAGCUGCCGCUCCAAAUACGGAAUAA